UUUUAUUUUCUUCUUUUUUUCCUUUUUUGUUUUGUUUUUCCUCUCUUCUUCUUUCUUCUUCUUUUCGAAGGAAAAGAAGAGACUUUAGGGUUUGGGUUCGAUCUGGAUGGUAUUAUUAUUAUUUAAAUUUAAUUUCAUGGAGUUGAAGCAAAGUGCGGUAUGGCGUAAAACUUUUGUGUAUAAUUUUGAGUUUAAAUGCCGUCUUUUUCACUUCUAAGUUUCCCCCAAUUAGAUCGAGGAGGAGUUUGCGUCUCUCCUUUAUAAAUAAUAGCGAUUGGUGGUGGGAGUAUAUUGUGUUCUUGACUGGAUUUUUCAGGAAGAGAACAAAACGUAGCAAAAGCUGCACCAAAAACAGAAUCCGAGUGAGGGAGGUCCUUGGAUGUCAGAUUUUGGUUUCUGUGGAUUGUAAUUUCUUUUUAGACUUUUGAGUGUGGCCAAGUGAGAUGGAAUUUUCAGCCCUUCUAACUUCGGUAGGGAUUAAUAUCGGCAUCUGCUUGCUGCUUUUCUCUCUGUAUUCGAUAUUGAGAAAGCAGCCGAGCAAUGUAACUGUGUACUUCGGUCGGAAGAUCGCUUCGAGAAAGUUGAAACGCAGCGAAACCUUUUGCUUAGAUAGGUUUGUUCCUUCCCCUAGCUGGAUACUGAAAGCUUGGGAGACAACCGAGGAAGAAAUUUUGGCUCUUGAUGGCCUGGAUGCUGUGGUUUUUGUCAGGAUAAUCAUAUUCAGCAUUCGAGUCUUUUCAAUUGCUGCCAUCAUUUGCAUAUUUCUAGUGCUUCCAGUGAAUUACUAUGGCCAAGAAAUGACUCACAAGCUCAUACCUUCAGAGUCGCUCCACGUUUUUUCCAUCGAGAACGUCAAAGAGAAUUCAAAAUGGCUUUGUGCUCAUUGUAUCGCUUUAUACGUCAUAUCUUGCUCGGCUUGUGUGCUCCUUUACUUUGAGUACUCAAGCAUCAGUAGAAUGAGACUUAUCCACAUCACUGGUUCUGUUAUGAAUCCUAGUCAUUUUACGGUUUUAGUCCGCUCGAUUCCCUGGUCUGCAGAGGAAUCUUAUAGUGAAACUGUUAGGAAAUUCUUCACCAAUUAUCAUGCAGCAGGUUACUUGUCACACCAAAUGAUAUAUCGCUCUGGUACCAUUCAUAAACUGAUGGAUGAUGCAGAGAAAAUGUACAACUCACUGAAGGAAAAUUCGGUGGAAAUGCAGUGCCAGACCAAGAUAAAAGGAUGCUGUUUCUGUGCAGGGCCAACAAAUUCUUUUGCAAUUCUGCCUCGUGUGAAGGAUAAAGGUGCAUAUGGAGGCAUAGACUUAGUGGGAGCAGAAAAGGAGUGUUCGGCAGCGUUUGUAUUCUUCAAGACUCGGUAUGCUGCCCUUAUGGCGGCGAAGGUUCUUCAGUCGGCGAAUCCUAUGUCAUGGGCAACAGACUUAGCUCCCGAACCUCGCGAUGUUUAUUGGUCAAACCUUUCUAUACCGUAUAGGCAACUUUGGAUUCGUAAGAUAGGAACGCUGGUUGCUGCUACCGCAUUCAUGCUCGUUUUUCUGCUCCCUGUAACACUUGUUCAAAGCAUGACGCAACUCGAAGAACUACAGCGAAAAUUCCCAUUCCUCAGAAGCGUCUUGGAAAAGAAAUAUAUGAGCCAACUGGUGACGGGUUACUUACCAAGCGUGAUAUUGGUCCUGUUUUUGUAUCUGGUUCCACCUACUAUGAUGUCAUUUUCGGCCAUGGAGGGAUCUAUUUCGCGCAGCGGGAGGAAAAAGAGUGCGUGCCUGAAGGUCUUGUACUUCACAAUCUGGAACGUGUUUUUUGUCAACGUAUUUACGGGKUCUAUUCUUCGUGCAUUGAAUGUGUUUUUCAGUGUAAAGGACUUACCUGCCCAAUUUGGCAGAGCAGUACCAGCACAGGCGAGUUUCUUCUUGACUUAUGUUCUAUCAUCUGGAUGGGCAAGUUUGGCUAUUGAAGUGAUGCAGGUUUUUCCUCUUACCUGCAACUUGUUCAGAAGAUGUAUACUUAGAAUCAAGGAUGAACCUAUUCAUGAAACUCUUUCAUUCCCAUAUCAUACCGAAGUUCCUAGAAUUCUCCUUUUCGGUUUUCUCGGCUUCACGUGUUCCAUCUUGGCUCCUUUGAUCACGCCCUUCUUGCUCGUUUACUUUUUUCUUGCCUACCUUGUUUACAAAAACCAGAUUCUCAACGUCUAUAUAUCGAAAUACGAAAGCGGGGGACAAUUUUGGCCCGUAGCUCACAACACUACCAUCUUCGCUCUGGUAUUGGCUCAAAUUAUUGCUCUUGGAGUGUUUGGUCUAAAGGAGUCUCCAGUUGCAUCAGGUUUCACCAUUCCUUUGAUUAUCGGCACGCUCCUCUUUCACGAGUACUGCAGGCAACGUUUCCUACCGAUUUUCAGAAACACUGCUGCAGAGUUGCUCAUCGAGAUGGACCGAAAAGACGAGCAAUCUGGCAGGAUGGAAAAGAUCUAUGAAGAGUUACGCAAGGCCUAUUGCCAGUUCACGUUGUUGGCUAACCGACACUCGAGUAAACCGGGGUGUUUGAGUAAGCAGGAGAGCGAGAACGACACAGAGAGCGGAAAACCAGGGAAGCCCCCCAUGAAAGUACUCGAGUUGUGGACUGCUCCUACCCAUUUGGAUGAACCAGAACCCAGCCAAAAGUAAUUCUAUUCAUUCUUCUUUUCUAUCUUAAUUGUACAAAUUCCCAUUUCAUACCGUAUUUAUGUUGAUCAAAAGACUCGAUGUCGAUGUCGAUGUCGAUGUCGAUAAUGAUUGGAAAUAUAUUCUUUUAGGAGUGUUAUGAAAGUUUUAUGAAAUGAUGUCAAUAUUUGUGAACAUAAAACACAAAUAAUACUGACGAUUAAGAACUUUCAUAUGAGGUAUAUAGUGAAUAUAUAUCUGUAUUGUUUCAAACU
Molecule: messenger RNA, 2908 nt
Organism: Momordica charantia (bitter melon)
Lineage: Eukaryota; Viridiplantae; Streptophyta; Magnoliopsida; Cucurbitales; Cucurbitaceae
Product: hyperosmolality-gated Ca2+ permeable channel 2.1
Cellular component (GO): plasma membrane
Molecular function (GO): calcium-activated cation channel activity
Source: RefSeq, a predicted model, not a curated record